AGCGUUGCUGUUCUCAUGUCCUUGGUAGCAAAAAAGAGAACACUUAACAUCUCCCCGCUCCCUACGGUAACGCAACUGAACAGUGAAGAGCGUACUUCCAAUAAAACCCUAUCCUACCAUCAACUCACAAAUCACCACGUAAUCCGGAACCCUUGUUGGGUCAAACGUGGCGUUAUCGUAUUGGUUGAAGCACUGUUUCUCUGUACUUUCGAGUUCGGAAAGUUAAAGAAAAACAGAACCGCCUCAAGUCACAGAAGUUUCUUUGUAAAUUGCAAGGAAAAAAACAUUGCGUGAAGACCAAAAAGAAAAAGGGGAAAACCCGUAGUUUUGGGUUUUAUUAUUUAAAUUUUGUUUCUCCAUCUCUCUUUCGUAGAGAAAACAGAGCUAAAACCCAGAAGAACCAAAGAAAGAGUGGGGGAGGAAAGCAAAAAACUGAGAAAGGCGCACGCUUGAAGGGAGUCAAAUAAAAGAGAAACGGAAGAUAACAGAAUAGGCGUUGAUAGACCGUAGAAUCUAAGAAUCACACACAAAAGUUUUGGUGGGGUUUUAUGUUUUUUUCCCCCUUCAAUUUUCUGUUUCACUUUUUUAAAUGAAUCCCCUUCCUUAACUACACUUCUUGCGUGUUUCCUGCGGUCUAUCUACUCUUAAUCUGUGUCUUCACUCACUCUUUUUUCUUCUCUCUGUUUUUUUCUGAAUCUUUAUAAAAACUAUUGAUUUCUUUCUCUUCUUUCUGGGUUUUUUUUUUAUAAUUCUUGUUGCUCUUGGUUCUUUUCCCCUUUUUUUUUUUUUUUUUUGAAGUGGGAGUAUCCGAGUUCUGGGCAAUUGAUUGAUGGAGGAAGAAGGUAGGGUUUCUGGUGGCAAUGGGUCAUCUUACUGGCUGGAUGCUUGUGAGGACAUAUCAUGCGACUUGAUUAGCGAUUUUGUUGAUUUCGAUGCUCCUAUAGUUCAAGACUCCGUUGACAAUACUUCCAAUCAAGAUUUCUUUGGAGGAAUUGAUCACAUUCUCGAUAGCUUCAAGAACGGCGGGGGACUUCCUCCGGUGGGAAGUAACGGUGAUAGCUCUGCCGUCAAUGGAAAUGGAAUUCACGACCCCGUUGCUGGAGAUGGAUGGUCUCCCAAUGAGCUCUCUGGGGUCUCCAAGGAUUUACCUGACAACUCAGUUCCGCCAUCUAAUGGAGUUGAAAAGAAGAUUGGAAGCAAAGGGCAGGAAAAAAGCUGCGAUGAUAGUAAUUCCAGUUUAUUUGAUUAUUCUAAUAAGGAUAAUGGAGUUCAUCGAGACGAUAAAAGGUCAUCCGAGUCGAGAGAUAGGGGUUUAGAUAGUGAAGAGAGGUGUAGAAAGAGGGCUCGUGCGAAUGGCUGCAAGAGUGAUAGGCAGUAUUCUAGUAGAGGUCAAUAUUAUCCCCGGGAUAGGGAGAGAUGUUCUUCUAGGAAAAGGGUUCGAGAUUGGGAUGAAAUUGAUCGGAGAGAUAGAGAGCAUGUUAGGAGAAGAGAACAUUAUUAUGGUGGCAAUAGGAGGGAUGGGAGAGAGAGAGAACCAAGGGGUUAUUGGGAGAGGGAUCGGUCAGGGUCCAAUGAGAUGGUUUUUAGGUUGGGUACUUGGGAAGCAGAUCGGCAAAGAGAAGGGAAGGUGGCUUAUGACAAAACUCCCGAGUGCAAUGGAAAGAUGGAGAAGAAAGUUGAGCAGCCGAAGGAAAAACUCUUGGAGGAGCAAGCUCGUCAAUAUCAAUUGGAUGUUCUUGAGCAGGCAAAGAGGAAAAACACAAUUGCAUUUCUUGAAACCGGGGCAGGGAAGACCCUCAUUGCUGUUCUCCUCAUGAAAAGUAUUUCUGAUGAUUUACAAAAGCACACCAGAAAAAUGCUCUCUGUCUUUUUGGUUCCUAAAGUUCCACUAGUUUAUCAGCAAGCUGAAGUUAUUCGCGAGAGAACUGGUUUCCAAGUAGGUCAUUAUUGUGGGGAGAUGGGUCAAGAUUUUUGGGAUGCUCGUAGGUGGCAGCGCGAGUUUGAAUCAAAGCAGGUUUUGGUUAUGACAGCUCAAAUUCUGCUGAAUAUUUUGAGACACAGCAUAAUUAAAAUGGAAUCAAUCAAUCUCCUUAUCCUGGACGAGUGUCAUCAUGCUGUGAAGAAACAUCCGUAUUCACUGGUUAUGUCUGAAUUCUAUCAUACAACACCAAAGGAGAAGAGACCUUCUGUUUUUGGAAUGACCGCUUCUCCUGUUAACUUGAAGGGUGUUUCAAGUCAAGUUGAUUGUGCUAUAAAAAUUCGUAAUCUAGAAAGCAAACUGGAUUCUGUAGUCUGUACCAUCAAAGACCGCAAGGAACUCGAGAAACAUGUGCCAAUGCCUUCAGAAGUUGUGGUAGAGUAUGACAAAGCAGCCAGUUUAUGGUCCCUCCAUGAACAAAUAAAACAAAUGGAAGCAACAGUUGAAGAAGCUGCACAGUCAAGCUCUAGAAGAAGUAAAUGGCAGUUCAUGGGAGCUAGAGAUGCAGGAGCCAAGGAAGAGCUUCACCAAGUUUAUGGUGUAUCUGAAAGAACAGAAAGUGAUGGAGCUGCUAAUUUGAUACAAAAGUUGAGGGCUGUUAAUUAUGCACUGGGUGAACUGGGCCAAUGGUGUGCUUAUAAGGUUGCACAAUCUUUUCUGACGGCUUUGCAAAAUGAUGAGAGGGCAAACUACCAGCUUGAUGUCAAGUUUCAAGAAUCUUACCUAAACAAAGUUGUUUCUCUCUUACAAUGCCAAUUAUCAGAGGGAGCUGUUACUGAAAAAGACAUGAAUAAUGCAGAAGCAGAGAACUGUAAUGCUCAAGAUGGGACCAAUACUGAUGAGAUUGAGGAAGGAGAGCUCCCUGACAGUCAUGUUGUCUCUGGUGGAGAGCAUGUGGAUGUGAUAAUUGGAGCGGCUGUAGCAGAUGGAAAAGUGACCCCGAAAGUACAGUCAUUGAUUAAAAUACUUCUGAAGUAUCAGCACACAGAGGAUUUUCGAGCAAUCAUCUUUGUUGAGCGAGUUGUGGCUGCUUUAGUUCUUCCUAAGGUUUUUGCAGAGCUUCCGUCUCUGAGUUUCAUCAGGUGUGCAAGUUUAAUUGGGCACAACAAUAGUCAAGAAAUGCGGACUGGACAAAUGCAGGAUACAAUUGCUAAAUUCCGUGAUGGUCGUGUGACAUUGUUAGUUGCAACUAGUGUUGCUGAGGAAGGAUUGGAUAUUCGGCAAUGCAAUGUUGUCAUUCGAUUUGAUCUUGCAAAAACUGUUUUGGCAUACAUUCAGUCUAGAGGUCGUGCAAGGAAGCCUGGGUCAGAUUACAUCUUGAUGGUUGAGAGAGGAAAUUUAUCGCAUGCUACAUUCUUAAGGAAUGCUAGGAAUAGUGAGGAGACCUUGCGGAAAGAAGCAAUUGAGAGAACUGACCUUAGUCAUUUGAAGGAUACUUCGAGGUUGAUUUCGGUGGAUAUGGUACCAGGUACGGUGUACCAGGUUGAAUCAACUGGUGCCAUUGUUAGCUUGAAUUCUGCUGUUGGACUCGUCCAUUUUUACUGCUCUCAGCUUCCUAGUGACAGAUAUUCAAUACUUCGUCCCGAGUUUAUUAUGAAGAAGCAUGAGAAGCCAGGGGGUCCAACUGAAUAUUCUUGCAAGCUUCAGCUCCCCUGUAAUGCACCAUUUGAAGAGCUCGAGGGUCCCAUGUGCAGUUCUAUGCGUCUUGCCCAGCAGGCUGUAUGUUUGGCUGCUUGCAAGAAGCUCCAUGAGAUGGGAGCAUUUACUGAUAUGCUCUUGCCCGAUAAAGGAAGCGGGGAAGAAGCAGAGAAGGUUGACCAGAAUGAUGAAGGAGACCCACUUCCUGGAACUGCUAGGCAUAGAGAAUUCUAUCCAGAAGGUGUAGCAGAUAUACUCCAGGGAGAAUGGAUUUUAUCUGGAAGAGAUUGUGUUGGUGACUCCAAAAUACAUCGUCUGUACAUGUAUACUAUCAAAUGUGUAAAUAAUGGCUCUUCAAAAGAUCCAUUCUUAACUAAAGUCUCAGAUUUUGCAGUACUUUUUGGCAAAGAGCUGGAUGCAGAGGUGUUAUCGAUGUCGGUGGAUCUAUUUAUCGUUCGAGCCAUGAUAACAAAGGCAUCUCUUGUCUUCAGGGGAUCAAUAGAUAUAACUGAAAGUCAGAUGGCAUCCCUUAAAAAUUUUCACGUAAGAUUGAUGAGCAUUGUAUUGGAUGUGGAUGUUGAUCCUGCCACUACUCCUUGGGAUCCUGCCAAGGCAUAUUUGUUUGUCCCUGUGGUUGGCGAUAAGUUUGUAGAUCCUAUAAAAGAAGUUGAUUGGGAUUUGGUAGAUAAUAUAAUCACUACAAAUGCGUGGAGCAAUCCCCUUCAAAGAGCUAGGCCAGAUGUUUUCCUUGGGACAAAUGAGAGGACACUUGGUGGUGACAGAAGGGAGUAUGGAUUUGGGAAAUUGCGUCAUGGCCUGGCUUUUGGGCACAAACCUCAUCCUACUUAUGGUAUCAGAGGAGCCGUAGCCCCAUUUGAUGUUGUUAAAGCUACCGGGGUGGUUCCUAGUCGUGAUACGAUUGAGGUACAAGGGGAUUGGACCAAAGGCAAUUUGAUAAUGGCUGAUGGUGUUGCACGUGCAGAAGAUCUUGUUGGAAGAAUAAUAACAGCCGCUCAUUCGGGGAAGAGGUUUUAUGUAGAUACAAUAUGCUAUGACAUGUCAGCAGAGACCUCCUUUCCGAGGAAAGAGGGCUAUCUUGGUCCUGUCGAGUACAGCUCAUAUGCCGAUUACUAUAAGCUGAAGUAUGGUGUUGAGUUGAGCUACAAGCAACAAGCUUUGAUAAGAGGUCGUGGUGUUUCAUACUGCAAGAAUCUCUUAUCUCCUCGAUUUGAGCACUCAGAAGGUGAAUCGGAGGAGGCACUUGACAAAACAUACUACGUGUUUCUUCCUCCUGAGCUAUGUUUUGUUCAUCCACUUCCUGGAUCACUUGUUAGAGGUGCCCAGAGGUUGCCCUCUAUUAUGAGGAGGGUUGAGAGCAUGCUUCUUGCAAUUCAACUUAAGCACAUAAUACAAUUUCCGGUCCCUGCUUCAAAGAUUUUGGAAGCUUUGACUGCUGCUUCGUGUCAGGAGACAUUUUGCUAUGAAAGGGCUGAGCUUCUUGGGGAUGCUUACUUGAAAUGGGUAGUCAGUCGUUUUCUGUUUCUUAAAUAUCCACAGAAACAUGAAGGUCAACUGACCAGGAUGAGACAACAAAUGGUGAGUAACAUGGUAUUGUAUCAAUAUGCAUUAAAUAAGGGACUUCAAUCAUACAUCCAAGCAGAUCGCUUUGCACCAUCUAGAUGGGCUGCUCCUGGGGUGUUGCCAGUCUUUGAUGAGGAUACAAAAGAUGGUGACAUGUCCUUAUUUGAUCAAGAACAUGCAACUGCUGAUGUUUUACCAGUAAAAGUACUUGGUGAUGGGUUUGAAGAUGAGGAUAUGGAAGAUGGUGAGAUUGAGAGUGACUCAAGUUCUUAUAGAGUCCUCUCUAGCAAGACCUUAGCGGAUGUGGUUGAAGCACUGAUUGGAGUUUAUUAUGUUGAAGGUGGCAAGCAUGCAGCUAACCACCUCAUGAAAUGGAUUGGGAUCCAGGUGGAGUCUGAUCCUGAUGAUAUGGACUCUAUAGUGAAGCCAUCGAAUGUUCCAGAAAGCAUACUCAGGAGUGUAAAUUUUGAGGCCUUAGAAGGUGCAUUGAACAUCGAGUUUAAAAAUAGGGCCUUGUUGGUAGAAGCUAUUACUCAUGCUUCACGCCCAUCAUCGGGAGUAUCCUGCUACCAGCGUUUGGAGUUUGUUGGUGAUGCAGUCUUGGAUCAUCUUAUCACAAGACAUUUGUUUUUUACAUACACCAAUUUGCCUCCAGGUCGCUUGACUGAUUUGCGUGCUGCUGCCGUAAACAAUGAAAACUUUGCACGUGUUGCUGUAAAGCAUCAGUUGCACGUGCAUCUUCGGCAUGGAUCAAGUGCCCUUGAGAAACAGAUUCGGGACUUCGUGAAGGAAGUUCAGGAUGAGUUAUUAAAGCCGGGUUUCAACUCUUUUGGAUUGGGAGAUUGCAAAGCACCGAAAGUUCUUGGAGAUAUUGUUGAAUCCAUUGCUGGUGCCAUUUUUCUUGACAGUGGACGUGACACUGCAGUUGUCUGGAGGGUUUUUCAACCUCUGUUGCAUCCCAUGGUGACUCCAGAGACAUUGCCGAUGCAUCCUGUCCGGGAACUACAAGAACGAUGCCAGCAACAAGCUGAAGGCUUGGAAUACAAAGCCAGUCGUAGUGGCAAUUUGGCCACUGUGGAGGUUUUCAUUGAUGGGGUCCAGGUUGGAGUUGCUCAGAAUCCCCAAAAGAAGAUGGCACAGAAACUAGCUGCAAGGAAUGCACUUGCUGUUCUGAAGGAGAAAGAAACAGCUGAAGCUAAGGAGAACUGUGAGGAGAAUGGGAAAAAGAAGAAGAAUGGCAACCAGACAUUCACCAGGCAAACAUUGAAUGAUAUCUGCCUGCGUCGAAACUGGCCUAUGCCCUUCUAUCGGUGUGUGAAUGAAGGGGGCCCUGCCCAUGCAAAGAGAUUUACUUUUGCUGUCAAGGUUAACACCACUGACAGGGGGUGGACCGAUGAAUGCAUAGGUGAGCCAAUGCCUAGUGUUAAGAAGGCCAAGGACUCGGCCGCUGUGCUUCUCUUGGAACUUUUAAACAAAUGGUAUUCAUGAUUAUUUUGGUACUUAGUUUCCCAAUACUAUUUUUUCAAUAGCCCCCUUAUUGGUCGUGGGGUGCAUCACAAUUCUUAUAUUUUUUUGUCAUUAAUUAAGGCUUAGCCGAUCUUAUUACUAUAGAAUCAGCUUGAACAAUAAAAACUUGACCCGAUUUUAGGCGUGGUCCGCUUUUGGAUAUACAUACAUUUUCACAAAUAAA
Gossypium arboreum is the source of this 6887-nucleotide messenger RNA. RefSeq names its product endoribonuclease Dicer homolog 1. NCBI's taxonomy places the organism in Eukaryota, Viridiplantae, Streptophyta, Magnoliopsida, Malvales, Malvaceae. Bases 830 to 6685 code for a protein of 1951 amino acids. Gene Ontology annotation, biological process: siRNA processing. Gene Ontology annotation, cellular component: cytoplasm; nucleus. The record is from RefSeq and is a predicted model, not a curated record. Gene Ontology annotation, molecular function: ATP binding; RNA binding; protein binding. The transcript has 20 exons.